Molecule: messenger RNA, 826 nt
Organism: Odobenus rosmarus divergens (Pacific walrus)
Lineage: Eukaryota; Metazoa; Chordata; Mammalia; Carnivora; Odobenidae
Gene: FBXO36
Product: F-box protein 36
Exons: 5
Coding region: 11-826 (271 amino acids)
Molecular function (GO): protein binding
Source: RefSeq, a predicted model, not a curated record
GCGUCCCAAGAUGGCGUCGUGGCUGCCAGAGACUCUGUUCGAAAUUGUAGGACAAGGCCCAGCGCCGAGCAAAGACUAUUACCAGUUAUUGGUCACCCGGUCCCAGGUAAUCUUUAGAUGGUGGAAGAUCUCUCUGAGGAGUGAGUAUCGAUCAACAAAACCUGGAGAAGCCAAAGAGUCUCAUGAAGAGUUUCUAGAGAACUCCCAUCUUCAAGUUCAAAUUGCCUUAAUAUUUGGUGCAAGAAUAUUAGACUAUGUCUUCAAUUUAUGUGAAGGUAAAUUUGACUUCCUUGAACAGCUCUCAGACAAUUUGCUCCUGAAUAUCAUUUCUUAUCUGGAUCUUGAAGAUAUUGCCAGGCUUUCUCAAACAUCACGCAGAUUUGCACAGCUGUGCAUGUCCGACGAGCUGUGGGAGAAGGUAGUCCAGUCUGCCUGUGACACCAUCACGCCGGACAUGCGGGCCCUGGCCACGGACAUAGGCUGGAGGCAGAUGUUCUUCACCAACAAGCUGCAGCUUCAGCGGCAACUCCGCAAGAGGAAACAGAGACAAGAGAGCCAGGGAAACACGACAUCUGUGAAAUCGAGCGCAGUCGGCUUCCUGGCAGAUGAGGAGCCUGUCAGAGUUGUUUCUGGAUGUAGUCCAAGCAAAGAGCAAAGGUUUAAUUGGCGAGAGAGCCGGGCUGCCUUCGCCACCCAGGAGGGCCUCUGCCAGGGUGAUACAGGUGACUGCCGGCAGACCGGGGGGGGCACGCACUUCUGCACAGAUCCUGCAGCCUUGUUUCUCCCCGAAGUCCGCAACCUCACUCAGGGCCAGAACAUCGAUUAA